AUGUCUAAAUAUAUUGCUAUUGCUCGUGAAGUUGUUUCGAGCCACAAGUUUGUUCAAUUGAGCGCCAGUUGGUGUCCCGACUGUGUGUACUCGAAUAGUGUUUGGAAGAAAUUCGGCGUUACGGACAAGAUCUUUAACUAUGAUAUUGCAGCAGUAACUAAAGAUAGAGCCGAGUGGAAUGAGAUUAGAGAUGCUUUCCAGCAGGUUACUGGUUCCAGAAAUUUGCCAACAUUGUAUGUUGAUGGUAAGGUUUGGGGAACAGAGGCAGAGUUACAUAAGUUCGAAAAGAAUGGAACAUUGAAAGCUGAAUUACAGAAGAUUGGAUUAGUGGAAUAA
This is a messenger RNA of Kluyveromyces marxianus DMKU3-1042, 336 nucleotides long. It is a transcript of the gene GRX8, whose product is annotated as glutathione-disulfide reductase GRX8. Bases 1 to 336 code for a protein of 111 amino acids. NCBI's taxonomy places the organism in Eukaryota, Fungi, Ascomycota, Saccharomycetes, Saccharomycetales, Saccharomycetaceae. The record is from RefSeq and is a predicted model, not a curated record. The transcript has a single exon.